AAAUGCUGACCAUUCAGUUUGCUUGUCGAACAUGUAAACUACAUUCUUUAGUCAUUUUAAGAACUCUGAAUUCUCAAUUAUAUAGAAAUAACAUGAAAAACUUAUAACAUUUAAAUAUCGCACACUAAGAUAACGUAUCAUUGCAGAUAAGGCACAGACUAAAUCCUACUCCUAAACCACGAUACGCUUGUAACUCUACAGAUGGUAACUAGUCCUAAACUGGCUAACUACCUUACCAACGUAAGAACAACUUUUCGUUUGUUUACAUACGAUUGUGGAAAAAGUCACAAUUUAAAGGUAGCGUGGAUCGUAUCUUUGUUUCCUGAAUGAAACGAUUCACUUAACUUAACGUUUGUCUCGCCAUUCGCACAAUAACUUGAUUGUUUUUUUCUUUAUUUUUGUACCAAUUGAGUAUAACUUUUACGUCUGUAAACGCUAAUAAAACAUAACCCUAAAAGCAAAAAUGUGCCGGUCGAAUUUUCGCAUAAAGCUCGAUUUGUGCAAAUUUUAUAAUGAUGUUCGUCGAUUUUGUUGGAUAUUUGUCGACGGUGCAAAAAUGUUGCAAAUCUCUCACUUGAUGGAGCACAUUACAAAGCUGUUCAAUAUGAAAGAAUCAUUCCACUUGUUGUUAAACGAGAUCGAAUAUUUGCCACCUAACGAAGACAUUCGUGUUCUCAAGGAGAACGAAACGAUUUCGGUUUGUCCAGGGUCUGGAUUAGAAAAUGGACCAGAUUUAUUUACACAUACGGUAACAGAAAGUGAAAAUAAUGUCAUGAAAAUAGAGAGAAAUAAUUACUCUAUUCAACAUAAGGAAUCUCAAACCAACCUAUCCCCACAGAAGAUAAAUUCAAUGCUAGUACAAGAGAAUCUGUCGAAUGAUAUUUUAAAUAGGUCGCAAAGAGAUAUUUUAGAAACUAGUACGACAUGUAGCAGGACAGAAGAUGACACGGUCAGUAUGGUUGACUCAAAAACUAACGAUUCAAUUUUAAUCAAUGAUGUUAGUAUAUCAGAAGAUUGUGUGUUGACUAAAAAGAGAAGAAGACGAACAAGACAGAAGAAGCCCAAAUAUGUUAAGCAACCAGUUGUAGAAGAAGAAAACAAACCAAAGAAGCCAAAAAUAAUAAAUUCUUAUAUAAUUUCUUCUAGUAAGCAUAUAAGAUUUGAUAAUGCGGAUACAGAGGAAGUUUUGAUAAAAGAUGUUAUCCAGGGGGAAACAAGGAAUGAAUACCUAAAUAAAGAAUCACCUCCUCAUGAACUUGCUAAUUUACUGUCGCUGGGUCAAAAUUCUGUACCAGCUACUUUUACAAAUACGAAAGUCAAGGAGGAGAUCAAAGUAGAACAUAUGUCCGAUGAAGAGACUAAUCACAAUAUGUCGUUCGAAAAUACAAACGAAAGUAUAUCUUUAAGUAAAGAAUUACAAGAGGGAAAGGAACUAUCGAAUAAAGAUAUCUCAGCAUGCCCUGUUAUGACAACGAAACCUCAAAUUAAAGACUUUGUAGGUUUUAAGAUGCUCAAAAUUGGGGUGGAUUAUACGCCACAAGUAUCAGAGUUUAUUGUGGCGGAAGUUAUAUCUUAUUGUCCAACAACACUGAUGUAUACCUUCAAAGUAUUGCAAGGUUUAUCCGAGCUACAGGUGCCAGUUGGAAAGUUUACACUUGUACAAGAUGACGAAGAACGUGUAAUAAAUGAUACAAUAACACUAAAUUCUGCACAAUUAAUAGAACCUCGUCUUGUGUCUUCAUCUAAUUCAGACAAGACACCUACUUCCAUUAAUAAUUGUAGUAAUUAAUUAGAUACCUUUUAAGUACUUUUAACAUUGAUAUUAUCGUAUUUUUUUUAUAUUUUAUGUAAGUAGAACAUUCACAUGCCAAAUAAAGUGGAUUAUCUUUUAAUUAC
Hylaeus volcanicus is the source of this 1896-nucleotide messenger RNA. RefSeq lists its product as uncharacterized. The transcript is spliced from 5 exons. Lineage: Eukaryota; Metazoa; Arthropoda; Insecta; Hymenoptera; Colletidae. Gene Ontology annotation, cellular component: Cajal body. Gene Ontology annotation, biological process: spliceosomal snRNP assembly. The coding region runs from base 464 to 1789 and encodes 441 amino acids. Gene Ontology annotation, molecular function: U2 snRNA binding; U1 snRNA binding. The record is from RefSeq and is a predicted model, not a curated record.